Talaromyces proteolyticus is the source of this 1162-nucleotide messenger RNA. RefSeq names its product branched-chain-amino-acid aminotransferase. The record is from RefSeq and is a predicted model, not a curated record. Gene Ontology annotation, molecular function: branched-chain-amino-acid:2-oxoglutarate transaminase activity. Lineage: Eukaryota; Fungi; Ascomycota; Eurotiomycetes; Eurotiales; Trichocomaceae. The transcript is spliced from 3 exons. Gene Ontology annotation, biological process: branched-chain amino acid metabolic process. Bases 69 to 1091 code for a protein of 340 amino acids.
UAAUUAACUUGUCUCCUUGUUUGAAAGUUCGCUGAUUUGCAUUAUGCGCAGACUGGGAAAACCUGGACAUGACCAAUCACAUCCCCGUCAAUGACCAUGUUGAGGUUAGGUUCCGCCAGUCCACGCAAUCGUGGAGCAGCCCUAUCCUAGUCAAGGGAAACGACAUUUCCAUCUCGGGCAUCUCUCCUGGUCUCAACUACGGCCAGCAAUGCUACGAAGGCCUGAAGGCUCUUCGUCAAGCCCCAUCUACACCAGAUGGGGAGGAGAGCAUUGCUAUCUUCCGGCCCACCUUCCAUGCUACUCGCAUGGCAGGCUCUGCCGCUGCGGUCUGCCUUCCGCAGGUACCUGAGGAGCUCUUCUUGGAGAGUGUUCGCUUGGCUGUCGCCUCCAACGCAGAGUAUGUCCCGCCGGUAGAGUCUAGCGGCUUCCUCUACAUCCGACCCGUGCUUUUUGGUGCCUCUGAUGGCCUGCCACUCAAGCCAUGUGAGGAGACCGUUUUUGCUGUGUACUGCCAUCCUGCUCGAGCCUACCACGGCGUGCAUGGAAUUAAGGGCGUUGUAUGCGAAGAGUUCGAUCGUGCGGCUCCAAGGGGGAUGGGCCGGUUCAAGGUUGGAGGAAAUUAUGCACCGGUCUGGCGACACGCAGCCAAGGCCAUGAAGAUGGGUUUCCACAUCACACUGCAUCUUGACAGUGAGACGCAUUCGCUAGUUGAGGAAUUUGCCACCAGUGGCUUCAUUGGGCACAAACUCAUCGACGGCCAGGACGUGCUUGUGAUUCCCAAGUCAGAAAACGCCAUUGAGAGCGCAACCUCCACAAGUCUCAAAAUCAUCGCCGAGAGAGAAGGCUGGAGGGUUGACCAGUCUCCUCUCCCAUUUUCUUCGCUUGGAGAUUUGGAUGAAGUCAUUGCAGUUGGUACUGCAGCCGCAGCUGUUCCGAUCGCCACCAUAGAUCAGCUUUCUACAAACAAACAAUAUACCUUCAAGGCCACAAGCGAAGGGAAGCUUGUCGGUCUUGCACGUAUAAUGCUUGAUAUUCAACAAGGAAGGCGCCAAGACGUUGAUGACUGGAUGUUCGAGGUGACAGGUUUCUAAAGAUGCUUGGACACAUUUACCUCAUCCCUCAAGAAGCACAUGCAGCCCACGCCAUCGAGUGUAAUAUAUUU